Molecule: messenger RNA, 951 nt
Organism: Westerdykella ornata
Lineage: Eukaryota; Fungi; Ascomycota; Dothideomycetes; Pleosporales; Sporormiaceae
Exons: 2
Coding region: 44-820 (258 amino acids)
Source: RefSeq, a predicted model, not a curated record
UUCUCGUCCUCCUUUCUCACCUCUCGAAGCCAGAAUUACCAUCAUGGAAAAACAAACUUCGUCUCCACUCAUCGUAAAACUAUCCGUCGAGUUAAAGCAGAUGAUACUAUCCAACUUACCCGAUGUCCUGUCUUUGCGAUCGGCAGCCUUGUCUUGCCGUGCACUUUACGACGCCCUCCUCAGCGCCGAAACCAUCAUUACCACGCGCGUGUUGCUGAACCAGGUGGAUUUUGACGUGCUCCCCGAAGCCAAUAUCACACAGGAGGCCUUCCGCUUGGAGCCUUGUACCGAGGAAGGUAUCCAGAACUUUAUCGAAAGACGUCUUCACAAAAGACAACCACCGCCAGGAUCAUGGAGACUCCGCGAUGCGGUUCCUAUGGCGAAGUUGCAUGCCUGCGUAGGCGAACUGGCAUCGCAGUUCAUAGCCACUGCCGCAACGAAAUCACCCGUGUGGGGGACUAGGCCCGCAACGCGCGCCGAAGUAUCUCGCAUUGAACGGGCCAUGUAUUGGUUCGAAACCUUCUGCAACCUGUUCCGCGGCUUUGAGAAAUCGAAUCCCAGACUUCUAAAACAGCUUUGGAGUGUUUAUUUUCUGAACUUUUCUCCUUGGGAAAAUGAGCAACUAGCCUGCGUUCAUGACUACCUUGUUCAAGCCGUCUACCCUGCAUUCAACGAUAUUGCAGAGCACGAUAUAGCCUGGGGCGAAUUUAGAGUUGAGUACGGCGAUCAGAGAGACUCCAUAUUUAUUCAAUACAUUCUCUCACUGGGAUUACAAAUGAUACGAAAAAUUUCGAAGGCCAAAACAUAUGAGGCACGAUAGGAGCUCCUAUAUUCGGGCUACCAUCCUGAAUUUAGAGAUUAUUUCCUUUAUGAAGCACUAAACUGUGCGAAUAGGCGAGACGAUGGCAUUUUUCUCUCUGGCUUCACCUCAACCGAUGAGCAAACUCACAU